Aspergillus japonicus CBS 114.51 is the source of this 2834-nucleotide messenger RNA. RefSeq names its product exocyst subunit SEC10. Bases 119 to 2806 code for a protein of 895 amino acids. Lineage: Eukaryota; Fungi; Ascomycota; Eurotiomycetes; Eurotiales; Aspergillaceae. Gene Ontology annotation, biological process: exocytosis; Golgi to plasma membrane transport. Gene Ontology annotation, cellular component: exocyst; cytoplasm. The record is from RefSeq and is a predicted model, not a curated record. The transcript has 2 exons.
CUGCACUCGAGCUGCAGAUACAGUUUGUCCCUGGACUGCUUUCAGGUUAAUGAUUGCAACUCCUCUACCAGCAUCAAGCUAAUGUCAAUGCGGGAGGAUCCGGCCGACAGACCAGAACAUGGCGGACGAUGUGUCAACAAAUCCCCUUCCCAAUGCUGUGUCCCGUCCGGUAUUCCCUCAAGGUCCCGGCUUCACACUCGAAGACUUCUCUAGCCGUGAUUUCAUCGUGAAGGAGUUUAUUGAAUCCCUUUCCGAAAACGCAGUAAACACUCGGCGACAUACAGGAGCUUCAGGAAAUGGAAACCAGCCGUUUGACCCCAAACCGCUGAUUCGGACGUUUGAGCAUGCGCAGCGGCGACUAGGUGAUAUAUCAGGCGACCUCGAGAUAAGAGAAAAUGAACUAUCUGCUGCAGUCCGCAGGGCAGAGGCACAGCACACUCAGAAUCUGAACACCCUAGGACGAAAACUAAGUCAAACCAUCGAAUCUUUCCAGCAACUCGAUACGUCGCUCAAUGGUGCAGGGUUAUCCGGAGGAGAGCUUUCCGAGAGCACAGGCAACAUGGCUGUCGAGACAGGACGUAAGCUUGAGGAAUUAGAUCGUCAAAGGCGUCGGGCGCUUGACGCAUAUUUUCUCCUCGAAUGCUGGGAUGGUGUGAGCAACAGAGGGGAGUUAACCCUUUUGGAGAAUUUGAGGAGGUCAGGAACAGGUGAGGCCAAGGUUCGAUCGGCACAGAUUGCGCGUCAGUUGCUCAGAAUCAGCCAGCGACUUGACACUGAAAGUUGGAGUGAAGUAGCGGGAAGACAUAACGGGUCCUACGCAAAUGGAACUAUGGCAGAUGAGUCUGGGAGCACAAAGGGCAAUAGUAUUCGGCCAAACACGCGAGAAAUUAUCGAGAAGUUCUCCGAGACGCUAGAGAAUGACUUGCUGAAGCAAUUCGAUGAUUUCUACAGAAAAGCUAAUUUUGAAGGCAUGAAGGAUUGCGCUACAGUACUUCGAGAUUUCAACGGUGGUGCAAGUGUGAUUGCUUUGUUCGUGAACCAACAUCAAUUCUUUAUUGACCGCAGCCAGCUGGUGACCGAAGAAGUCGGAGGGGAUCCAGAAGCCUGGGAAAUGCUUGCAGAUCCCGACGCUGAACCGUCAAAAGUGGAGCCCAGUCUACAGUCACUCAUUGAUGAGGUAAAAGUUGUGGUGCAAGAAGAGUCCGCGAUCAUCAAAAGGGCCUUCCCGUACUACGAACAAGUACUCGGAAAGUUUCUGCAGCGAGUUUUCCAGCAGUCGAUUCAACAAAGACUCGAGAUGGUCUUGGAUAAGGCGAACGGUGUCUCAUCACUAGCGUUUCUACGUGCUCUACAAAGUUCUCGCAGUUAUCUGAGCGCCUUAGUUGAUGACUUGAAAGCUCAUGGAUUGACCGAACAUCCCGACCCUAUCUCGUCACAUACAGCCCUCAUUCUCGAUCAGCAACUGGAGGAUCUGUUUGUGCCCUAUUUUGUGGGUUCGUCUUACAUAGAAAGAGAGAGAAGGAAUUUGGAAGAAUUAUAUGCCUCCUUACAAUUCAGGUUCACCACUUUCCACGCUCGCAGGAAGAAAGCAGUGACAACGUUUAUGGCAUCUCUCUCAAAAUCAGGCACGGAGGUUCUUGUCUCCGCAAGAGAUGCAUAUAUUGCACGCCUUGAGUCCUCCGAGUUUCCCGCAAUACAGAAGAUGCUCUUACUCCGAUUGGCAGGUCUGAGGGAAGCCACUGAUCCCAGUAAACCUACAGACAUCAAGCUUACAGAAGAUGACGGUCUCCCAAAUAUUGCUCAUGCAAAGAGAAUGCUCAAAUGGCUUGCCGAAGCAGUUGGUAGAGGCUUAGAGCUCAGCAUGACUAGCGAGACGCCCAAGGAUAUGCUUGCUCUUCUGAGCCUUCUUCUCUCCAUGAUGGGAGAAGGCUACAUUGAAGUUUGUUUAGACGCCGCUCUGGAUGUAGCCGCAUCCCAGGAAUCAGGUAGAACUGAGCCUGAUUUCGGGUAUAUACCGGCUAUUCGGAACGCUAUCAGUGUCGCCAACUUGAUGGUCAUGUGCAUUAACACAUUGCUUAUCCCUCUUGCCGCAGGCAGUAUCACAAUUCGUCGAGAAAUGGAGAGAAAAACGAACCUGAUCACUAUACGAAUUGAAGAGAAGAUAAAUUCCAUAGAGCAGAAGGUCAUUGAUGCGACGUUAGCCUGGGUGAACAAACUUCUUUCUGGUCAGAAGAAAAAUGACUUUCGACCUAAGGAGGGUGACAAUGCAACUUGGUUAGAGAGGCUACAAACACCGACAUGUGCGUCAACUUGUACCUUCUUGGCUCGUGCGCAUAACGUUCUCAAGGGCUCGCUACCACCUAGUGGCUCUAAUCUCCGCCAGAUGCUUACAGAGAUUGCUGUUGGAACAAGAAUUCUUCUCCUUGAACAUUUCAAGCGGUUUGUUGUGAAUGGGCCUGGAGGUCUCAUUGUAACCAAGGAUAUGACACAGUAUACGGAUCUGUUAAAAAGCUGGGAUAUUGAGGAGCGGGUAAAGGGCCCGGGGGGUGCGCUAGAUGUCUUACUGGAAGUCGGAAACCUUUUCGUCGUUGGCUCUGAAGCAUUGCAGGAGCGGAUAUGUGGCGGCGCGGUCAGCGCUGCUGGCGGAAAUUCUGGUAAUGGCCAUGCCACUACAAGCCCAGGACGCAGCAUUGGAGGUACCACUCAAGAAGAUACAGGCCUCAGUGUCCAGGAAGUCAGGGCUUAUGUCUCUCGCAGGGAGGAUUCUAACACCGCUGCUUUGCAAGUCGUGCUCAAUAAUCUCUGAUAUGAAUAGCAUCGAGACCUAAAAUAAU